AUGAUGCUGCGUACCAUUUUGCACAAGGAUGCUGUAGGUGUGUUCGAAGCUGAAUGUCUGGAGCUGAGUCCAGCGAAGGCCAGGGACCUCCAGUCCACUUCGACGCUUGAGCAGUUCAUGGCGAAGCUGUGUGUGCAUCACCAGAGGCAGAUUGUCGACGCUCUGGGCUUCCUACAGACAGAGGUCAAGACUAUAUCCUCCUCCAGCACAUCACCAGUCUCUGCCUUCAAAACCUCUUGCUCAGUCAAGCAUGGCACCCUUCAGGGUCCUAGCCCUGAACCCUGCCUGGAGACCCUGGAGAAGGGGAGGACUGGCCAGAAACUUCCCAUGGCUUCCACUCCCAAAGGACCGGUGGAGGGGGGAGAGACAGUUGGUAGCAGGUUGGCAGCCCCAGAGCAGACCCCUGAGACUGAUGUGUCUAGAAAUGUAUCUGGGGCCGCUGGGCCAGCCUUAGAUCUCCGUAAAUCUGUACCAGGGGAGUGUAAGGCUUUGGCAAACCUUCUCAGAAGCACAGAGGACGGUGAGAGUAAACCUGUUAGUGACCAUGCUCCUCUAAAGAUCAAAAUCAUGAAGUCCAGCAGCCUGGCUGAUGGUAAGAAGCUGUCCUGUGUGCUCACCACCUCUCUUCCUGCUCGCGCCGGUACUAUGGAUAAACAGCAGGGCAAUUCUGACUCUUCAAUCAGAGCAGAUGGUUACAGCGAUGGCCUCAGCUCCUCUGUGAAAAGGCACAAUGAUCUUAAUCAUCCAACAAGACAAAGAGGCUCCUUUGGACGUACCAGAGAUACGCUGGUCAAACAGAGUCCACCCCAAAAGACCCCCACCAUCAUACCCCCAGUUUCCCCCAGGACAGCAAGGAAGACCUUGAAGGGGUCUUCCUACCAUCGGCCUAGGGACUCUUCUUCGGUGUGUCAGUUUGUAACGGACCCUGAUCUCGGCCACUGCGACAUUGUCUACAUUGACAAACCAAUCACAGACUGUUUCCAGAAAUGGCAGCACCGUCGGCUCCCGCGACACAACGCCAGGAAAAGCACCAGAGGUCACAUGUACGUGGAGGAGAUGUGGGAGCUUAAGACUGUCCGUACAUUAGCCAGAAAGUCCGCCCGCAACUAUAGUAGCAACUCUCUCACUCCAAUGCCAGAUCUCAACACUCUGGUCACCCCUAAACAGCUGCUUGGCAAGCCUGAGGGUGUACCUCUUGUGGAUAUGCCCUUCAUUGGAGGUAUUUUGGAGACGGUCAGUCAGAGAACUCCCUCAGAGCAUUCAGCUGAAAGGGAGUUGGCUGGGGAUGUAGAGACUGCAGCAACAUCAGCCAGUGAGGUGGAGCUAAUCGUUGAGACUAGUCAGACAGACCAGAGUCAAUGCAAAGAACAGACUGCCCCUCCAUCUCCUUCACAGUGUCCCCCAGUGGAGAACGAGCAGAGUGCAGGGACAGACUCAGAGCAACCAAGGCUGAGUGUAGCACCAGAGGAUAGUCUAGCUCGUACUGUGGUCGAGACCGCACAUCAGGAUUUAAACAGUGUUAUUAAUGACAUCGUUUUGAGUGAAUGCCCAGAGCAGGUGGUGAUGGGGAAAGAUGUGAACCCAUCACAUAAGACAUCAGAAGAAGCUGAGCUUGUCCAGGAUCAGCUGCAGAGUGUGCCAGAGGGCCAGCACGUCAUCUCUGAAACCCAACAAAAGGAAUCUGAAUCCCUGAGCCCUUCCAUGGAGAGCACUGGAAACAAGGAGGAGAAUGAGGUAGUGAGUGCAAGUGCAAUUGAUAAAGAACAGGCCGAGCCACUGGAACCUCAGAGUCCAGUUGACCAGAAACCAUCUGAGGGCUCUGGAGGAGAAGUUGGCACUGAGGUUCCCACAGAGAGUGAAAGGAUGGAGGUGCAGGUCGAACCAGACUGGGCUCCAGGUCACGGCAACAAUGUGCCUGAAGAGAAAAAGACAGCUGCUGAUUUGUCCUCUAAAAAGGCAGAUGAGGCAGUUGUGAAACAAUCACCUCCAAGGUGUUCUGAAAAACAGGGUAUUCCAGCACGGGUGAUUCCUUCAAAGGUGAAGGAAACUGCAGUGAUUGAGACCGAGAAUAUGAAUAUAUGUGGAUAUGUGAAUGGUAGACCUAUAGCGCAGUCUGACAGAUGUUUGCGUGAACGGCCAGCUAAAAACACCCCAGAGUCUACUCCUACGAAGACUAAACGCCCCACUAAGACCUCUCUGAAACAAUCCGAGAAACCUUCUGAGAACAUGCCAGAAAUUCCUCAAGUCUCACUCCCUCCAGCCGAACUGAUCAAAAUCCCUUUGUCCAAACAUCCCACAAAAACCUUUAAAGCUAAAGCAACUCAGAACCUGCCUGACACGAAGACCCCUGUGGAAGCGAGCCAGAUCACGUCUGACGCAAGGGCCCCUAUAACAGCAAGACUGAGCAUUCCUGACACUCCUCCAGUCGCAGAUACACCAAUCGACUCCCCCAGGAACCCUGAGCCCAGACACCCGCUCAGAUCAGCCAGACUGCAACAGCGAGCAGCUGUCGCCUCGCCCCCCCUCCCUGUCGCCUCGCCCCCCCUCCCUGUCGUCCCCAGUGCAGUCACCCAGAGCUCUUUCAUUGUCCCCCCAGAACCAUCUACCUCCCUCCCACUCCCCUGCAUCAAGUUUAACCCUCCCCUCCCCGUUGCAUAUCCUCUUCUUCCUAUCGUCCCCAGUGCAGUCACCCAGAGCUCUGAAGAGCUGAAAGUUGAAAGAGCUCAGCCAGCUCCAAAACCCAAACCCAGCAAGACACAGAACACUGCAGUGGAAACUAGGGUGCAAACUAGACCAAAGCUCAGGUCGUCAAUGGUGGUAGUAGCAAAGGAAGUUGAAAAGGUUGUGAGUCUGCAAGUUAGCAAGGAGGUUUCUGCUCUCACAGAGGGUACAGGCAUUAAAAAGAGUGAGGCGCAAGCGCAUAGUAGUCCACUAAGACACAAAAUAAUUCCCCAAAAGGAAGGAGAACCAAGCAAAUUGGCUCCAUCUGAGGGAGAACCAAGCAAAUUGACUUCCCUGAAGAAUUCAGAGGAACCAACUUUGCUGAAGAAGGCAGAGGCACCAACUUCAAUGGAUAACAAAAUUCUAUCUGGAGAUUUCAGCAAGUCUUCCAUCAGCAGUGCUUCAGACAAACCUGGACGAAUGCCAUUGAGGAGUGAGAGUAGUAAAACUGAAGUGGCCAGCCAGUCCAUUACCCCGACAACUCCACCGACUGCGGUGGAGAACAGAAAGUCCGCUUUGAGAGUCCAGAGGUCACCCACGUCCUCAACCAGUGCUCCAAUCACAGCUGAGAAAAGGAGUGGAGUGGCAUCUUCCAUGAGGCUGAAAUCCCCAGUGAGACUCACAUCACCCAUCAAGGUCAAACCUGAGAGGAUAAUCAAGUCUCCACUAAGGGAUUCUCCUUUGCUGGUCAGUUCUCCUCUGCCCUCCAGCUUAGUCACUCCUCUCCUCCUGCCCAAACUAGAGCCCCCAGUACAGUCUCGACACAAGUUCCUGGAAUUACUAGACAUAGAGGAAAACCAACAGAAAAUAUCUACUCUCAACACCACGUUCGAUAAGAUGCAUAGAGGCUGGGUCCAGAUAGACAAAGAGGGACAACCAACGCCCAGACACAAGAACAAGGCAGACAGACAGGCAGCGAUAUGGAAGAGCAAGCGCCGGGUCCGCAAGCCCAAGUCUUCGGAGCACCAGAGGUACUCCCUUGUCCAGAUGCUUUUCAAGAAUGAUUUGGACCUAGCCAGUAUCUGCCGCUGGUACAUGGAGUCAACAGAAACCCAAUCCCUGGUCAUCGUAAAGAAGGUGAACACACGUCUUCCCUCUGAGACCCAGCUGCUCUUCCCCGGUAUGUCCCAAGGGCUGUCCAAAGGGGUCUUCCCUAGCCUGCAAGCCGAGCGCUUGAAGAAACACUUGAAGAAGUUUGCCAUCGCUUCCCCUGUGAAGAGCAACCCUAAGAGCCGGAAGCUGAUUGCUAAAGCCCUGGAGCAGGAGGUUAGUACAAGUACGCCCAAAGGGAAGGAGAAGAGAGAGCUGACCACGGCCACCCGGAUCUCCACCAAAGCCUAUCUCUCCUCUGCAGAGACACAGGCAACCGACGGCCAGAAGGCCUCAGCGAAGGCCAAGAACCCAGCCAGUGCUCGGAUCCUGCGGAAGUACUCCAAUAUACGUGAGAAGAUGCAAGGUCAACAAAGCUCCAAGAAGCCAAAAGGGGCCCCAAGAAAAGAGCUCAAAGCUUCCAAAGUCAAACCCUCUAAAGCCCCAAAGACGAAAUUGGCAAAACCAACUAAACUGAAACCGGCCACUGCCCAGGGGCAGAAAUCAUCUGUUUCUGGAGAUAAAAGUGUGAAGGAGCCAAGUGUAGUCAAAACAGAGCGAGAGCAGUCAUCUCCUAGUAGAAAGACUCCAGUAAAAGCUGCUGUCCAGGAGAGAUCAGUCAAGACUAGCAGCAGCAGUAGAACCUUAAGAGAUCUCAGUAGGAAAGAGAGUGCAUCACCACAGAGGUCUACCCAAAGAGCGAUGACCCCAAAAGCACAGAAAAAAAACCUUGCUCCUUCCAUCACCCCUAAAACGAAAUCAAACAAACAGCAGGUUGGAGCAGAGAAGGCAGAGGUGGAAAAGAGACGCUCUGAAAGUAGAGUAUCUGAGACUAAAGGCCUUGAAAGUAAAGUCGCUGAAAGUGAGGUUGAGUCUCAACAGAACAUGGAUGUCAAAACGCCAGGCUCUCCUGACCAGGUACUCACAAGGUCACAAAGGAAGAUGGAGGCCACUCCAUCCCCCUCAAUCUCUCAGAGUGCAAACUCUAAGCCUGCCACAAAGAGAUCAAAUGAACCAGCUCAGAGUGAGACUCUGAAGGCUGCCACAAAAAGAAGCCAGGAGAGCACACAGAAUCCAGCCAAGCGGACCAGGAAGAAAUAGCUAGAAAUAGCUACAGUAGUGUGCAGAAAGAAUGUAACAGCCAAGCUGGUUAUGUUAAGGGGGGGGGGAGCUUGGCAAUGCCAACACUUUUGAUAAGCUUCAAAGGCCAAAUGCAAAUGGUGACGGGAAGAUAUUUAAAGUCUAGUGUGUUUGCUGUGUUUUCUGAGAGGGUACCUAUCAGACCAGUGUUGUUAUACAGAGGCAAAACUCCAUCUGGCCUCUGGUUUGGUAUUGUGUAAUUCUCUCUAACUGGGCUGGAGAUUAUUUUAUAAGGGUAUAUCUGCAUUUUUGUUUUUGGUUUGAUGUUAGGUUUAUUAGUUAUUCCGACUACAGCAUGCCAUGUCCUCCAAUUUUUGUUUGUCCUAGUGUUUUGUAAAGAUCACAGAAGUCUCUAUUCCACGCUUGUGGAAAAAGAAACGUGUGUGGUUUAGUAAUAGUGGCAUGAAAACAUCAGUACCAUGUUGCUAAAAACAAAUAUUGAUUUUCUCUGACUGCAGCACAGCAUGGCAAGCCAAUCGUUCAAUUUAAAUUAGCCCAGAUUUCACUGAACAUCAUUCUUAGAUCUAUAGCCUAUAUUCAUCAAUGUCUCCAGCCCAUCUCGUGAUCAAAGAGUUGUGCGAGUGUGUGUGACUUUUUGUGAUCAGGUGCCUUAUUCAUCAGAUGUAAAGUAAUGUGUUGCUAACAGGUGAAGCCUCGAUUCUCUGGCCAUUGCACAGACACGUACUGUAGGAGGAGAAAGGGAGUGUUCUAGAUAUGGAUUUGGUGCAGGUCUGCACACAUUGUGUCAUGUUGACGUGGUCCUUCAGAACUCUUCUCCGGGUUAUUGUAUAGAGCUGGUCAUUGGUGCCGACCUGCACAUCUGUGUAUCUUCAUGCACAACUGUGUAUCUUCAUGCACAACUGUGUAUCUUCAUGCACAACUUCCCUCCAUGUGUUCAGUCCCACAUGUUCCCUAUUCUCCUCUGUCUUCCUGCUAUAAACCCACCCUGCUUCUCAUCAUGUACUGUUUAUUUUGAAUGUGUGAAGGAGCAUCAUGGUUUAUUAUUCUAAUGAGUUCUCUUUGACGUGUCUUUGUUUCAUUUUAGAUUCUGGGGUUAUUUCUGUUCCUGAGCAGUAGCCUUAUAACUGUUGUUAUCCUAGCUGUGUUUAACUUUCAAAAACUGUCCGAGUUCUGUUUUGAAAUUUUAACAAAUUAUUUUUAUUUUUAUUUGCAAUACAUGUGAGAUAUUAACACCUGCCUCACUUGUAUCUCUGAUCCUGUCCCUUAUAUUCUCUGAUUCUCGUUAGUUUAAUGGUGAUGUUUUCCCUCUGGUGUGAUCAUUACAUGCUGUUGCAUGUACUUUAGCUACCUGUAGUGUUUACAUUUAAAUGCUUGUUUCUCCAGUCUUUCACCUGUGUAACAACAGCCCACUCCUGAAGUGCAGUAUUCACCACAGCUAUUCUUAUUAAACAUGUAUUUGUUUGUUCUUUCUGAAAACUAGCUUUUGUUGCGGAAACUUUAACUAAGACUAUGCAUGGAUGUUACCUUUCCUCUCUGGGUCUUGUACUGAAUGAGCAUUAAUGACUGAUGAUAAACCCUUGAAAGACAUGUCAUUGGUCACCUGUUUUGGAAGGGGGUCACUUUAAGGUCUGCUGUUUGAGAGCAGAUACCAGGGAAUGAUGCUACAGUACAUAGAGCCACAGGUUGUAUCUAAAGUUAGAUGCAUAUGUUUUGCCCAUACUUUGAGCUUGUACGGUAGGGUGUGUUUGCCUGUAAUUUGGACUAUAUUGCAGUAUACUGACCCCUGGUGACCAUAUGAAAAUUGUUGGAGAGAAAAAGUGUUUGUAAAUGAUCAGUCUACUAUAUCCCAAUGUUAUAGAAAUAACCUGUAAAUGAUCAGUCUGUACUAUAUCCCAAUGUUAUAGAAAUAACCUGUCUGGCAUGUUUUAUUUCUGUGUAUUUUAUUUCUCAGAUUGUUAUUUUGUUUCAGGAAGAUGUUUUCUUGAUGCUUCCGUACUUCAGCAAUAGCCUGACCUCCGUUUGUCAAAAGAAAGAAGACAUUUUAGGACAGUGUUAUUUUUAUUAUGGUUAUUUCACUUUAAACGUAAUAAUUUGUAAAUGCAAAAAGGUAUAAUUCAUGUUUUAUAUUGUUAUUUAAGAACCCCUCUAGAUGAAUGCAUACAGUAGAUCUACAUGAAGCAGUCCACCAAAUAUCAAACUUGAACAUGUUUUAUUCUUUACUGUGGAUAUUUAUAGUUUGGGAUUCUGUAUAUUGGAAAAUAAAUAACUGAUGUAUUUGUGUUAAUCCCAAUAAUGAGACAUAUUUGAAGUUAGUGACUUUGUAUUCUUGCUGGAGUU
This is a messenger RNA of Salvelinus namaycush (lake trout), 7248 nucleotides long. Its product is annotated as mucin-17. The coding region runs from base 1 to 4911 and encodes 1636 amino acids. NCBI's taxonomy places the organism in Eukaryota, Metazoa, Chordata, Actinopteri, Salmoniformes, Salmonidae. The record is from RefSeq and is a predicted model, not a curated record. The transcript has 3 exons.